Phyllostomus discolor (pale spear-nosed bat) is the source of this 6350-nucleotide messenger RNA. It is a transcript of the gene KCNJ10, whose product is annotated as potassium inwardly rectifying channel subfamily J member 10. The transcript is spliced from 2 exons. The record is from RefSeq and is a predicted model, not a curated record. Gene Ontology annotation, cellular component: plasma membrane. Gene Ontology annotation, molecular function: inward rectifier potassium channel activity. The coding region runs from base 231 to 1370 and encodes 379 amino acids. Lineage: Eukaryota; Metazoa; Chordata; Mammalia; Chiroptera; Phyllostomidae. Gene Ontology annotation, biological process: potassium ion import across plasma membrane; regulation of monoatomic ion transmembrane transport.
AAAGUUUGGCUCCGGAGCUGUGAAGGGAGGGGGCGGCCCGGCCCGGCCCGGCCCAGCUCUGCCCCCAGCGGGCCCGACCCCGGCCCCGGCCCGGACCAGUCUUUAUCUGAUCCCAGCUUCGGUUUAAGAGUUCCGGCCCUGCGUCGCACAGCUUCUUCCUCACUCCUGUCCUCCCCAUCCAUCUGUCAGUCCUGCUGCCCAUCCGAAGGGCCACUCCACAAGGACCCAAGAUGACAUCAGUUGCCAAGGUAUAUUACAGUCAGACCACUCAGACAGAAAGUCGGCCCCUAAUGGGCCCAGGGAUACGACGGCGGAGAGUUCUGACAAAAGAUGGUCGCAGCAAUGUGAGAAUGGAGCACAUUGCUGACAAGCGCUUCCUCUACCUCAAGGACCUGUGGACAACCUUCAUCGACAUGCAGUGGCGCUACAAGCUUCUGCUCUUCUCUGCAACUUUUGCAGGCACCUGGUUCCUCUUUGGAGUGGUGUGGUAUCUGGUAGCCGUGGCCCAUGGGGACUUGCUGGAGCUGGGCCCCCCAGCUAAUCAUACCCCCUGUGUGGUACAGGUCCACACACUCACUGGGGCCUUUCUCUUCUCCCUUGAAUCCCAGACCACCAUUGGCUAUGGCUUCCGUUAUAUCAGUGAAGAGUGUCCACUGGCCAUCGUUCUUCUGAUUGCUCAGUUGGUGCUCACCACCAUCCUGGAAAUCUUCAUUACAGGUACCUUCCUGGCGAAGAUUGCUCGUCCCAAGAAGCGGGCUGAGACUAUCCGUUUCAGCCAGCAUGCAGUCGUAGCUGCCCACAAUGGGAAGCCCUGCCUUAUGAUUCGAGUUGCCAAUAUGCGUAAGAGCCUCCUCAUUGGCUGCCAGGUGACAGGCAAACUGCUUCAGACCCAUCAGACCAAAGAGGGUGAGAACAUCCGGCUCAACCAGGUCAAUGUGACUUUCCAAGUAGACACAGCCUCUGACAGCCCCUUCCUCAUUCUGCCCCUUACCUUCUACCAUGUGGUAGAUGAGACCAGUCCAUUGAAAGACCUCCCCCUUCGCAGUGGUGAGGGUGACUUUGAGCUGGUGCUGAUCCUAAGUGGGACAGUGGAAUCCACGAGUGCCACCUGCCAAGUGCGUACUUCCUACCUGCCAGAGGAGAUCCUUUGGGGCUAUGAGUUCACACCUGCCAUCUCACUGUCAGCCAGUGGCAAAUACAUAGCUGACUUCAGCCUUUUUGACCAAGUUGUGAAAGUGGCCCCUCCUAGUGGCCUACAUGACAGCACUGUACACUACGGAGACCCCGAAAAGCUCAAGCUGGAGGAAUCAUUCAGGGAACAAGCUGAGAAGGAGGGCACUGCCCUUAGUGUACGCAUCAGCAACGUCUGAUUGCUUGGUUCCCCACCUCCCUAUCCCUCUGGUCUUGCUUUCUUUAUUGGCACUCUGGGAUAUUACCCAGGCCUACUGGAGAGUUCCAGAAGCACCCAUUCCCACUCCCUCUCCUUUAACCCAGAGGCCUGUGGGAAGUGUAGACCAACUGGAGUCCAAGUUUUUCUCCCAUCCUCCCCUUUCACCUCACCCUACUUCUACCACAUUAUACAACACCCCCACCCUGAAACCAGGAUUGGGGAAAGAGAGGGAAGAUUAGGCUGAAAGGCUUGGAGGCCUCAGCCAUGGUGGGAGGCUCACAUUAGGAAGACCAUGCAGUUGGAUGGAUUGACUCCCCUCCCCACCUCCCAUCACCACCAGAAAGUUUGGUGAUUUGAGGCUGGGAUCCCCUCCCUCUCUAACUUUCUACCUAGCAAGUUCCCCAAGGCAAUAUUCUGUGAGGAUCCCCUUAGGGUCUGUGUCCUCAGAAAUAUAGGAAUCUGGAAUCAAUUUAUACUGAAGUCUCUACCAACCUGUUGAAAGAAGUCAUGGUUUUUCAUGGUGAAUUUUUGUUGGUAACUCCUGACUUAAUGUAGGAUCUUGGUCAUCACUAUUUUCCACUUUGUAGUUUCUAAAGUGGACCAUCAGUAUACUCAGUUCUCUCAUUGACGCCUCUGCUCCUAGAGAAUUGGGUUGACCCAGGAAACAGAAAACCUAGUCACAACCAUCACACCUGUACCCACCCUGGAUUCUGAACUCUUCAUUGUGGAAUGACCACUGCAGAGCUACUGUCCAAAUCCCUGAACGUGCCCUCCAGGUUAAUCUGGGAGGAUUGUUUUCCCUGUGUCCUAUGAAUGGAAUGUCCCUCACCAAUAUGUUCCCCUGGGAAAAAGUUCAGUGCCUAGACCCCAAGGAAAGGUCUGGAAAUAGUGUUCCAGAUUACACUGCCCUUGGCUUCUCUUCUUUCCUGCCUAGCCCACCAUUUCCUUAACCCCAACACUUCAGAGGAAGUGGGGGUGAGGGGCUGGGGUGGGAAUGCAAGGGCCUCCCUCUCUUAACACUGAUGUUUGACUAAAACUAGACUCACAGAGCACAGAGUUCCCAGGAAAGUUAAACCAACCAGACCAAGUGGGAUGAGUAAAUUCUCAGAUUUCCAGACUGGUAUAUAGAGCCUCUGGGAAUUGGGGAUGCUUUGUUAAGGUUUGGGCAGAGGCACAACUCUGUGGCUGGCAGACACUAUUCUCCCUGUUACCCUUCCCAGUGUCCUUCUGAAGAGUGCCAGGUAUUUCAUUAGGCAAUGCUGGGAGGGAAGGAAAUUAUACCUCCUGAUCAAUUAACCAUGGUCUCCCUCAGCCAUUCCUGAGACUUGGUAUAAAGUGAGUAUCAGUCUCAUUUCUACUUUCCUUUGCCAUGAGGCCAGUUUCAGGCAAGUUAAAAUGCAUACUUUAAGAGAUCAGACUCAGGCCAUUCCUUGUUCUCUGGUGGGGACUGUGGUAGGGGGUCAGGAAGGGUAUAUGGGCACCAGAACUUUUUUAGAUACCUGAAAUCCCAAGAGUACUUCCUGGUCUCAUUUAAGUACCAGGGGACCUCCCACCCCCAACACAAAGUGGUUUGGUAUAGAGUCCCUAUAUGAAUCAAGUGGCAGUUUCAGGUGGACUCAGCCAAUCGUUACAAGCUACACACUUCUACAGAAUAUGUAUAUGCACCUGUGUGCAGACCCUUGCAGAGAAACUCACAAAAUUUUGAGGCUGGACUUACGGUCACCAGUUACUACAAUUGCACAAGAUCUUCUUAUAUUGAUCUCUCCUUGAACUCUAAUUAUGUCUUGAAGACCCUUUGUUCUCUAUUUAUGGUAAACCCCACCAUUACUCCCUUGCUCUUGAGAAAGUAAGAACCAGAAAAACUUGAAAAUCUGAAACAGAAUAGAAGGCAAAGAAUCAGCUUCUGGGCUCUCAACUUUAUUCACUGUUAGAUGUACCUGAUUUCUUUCAAUGUGUAAGGGCAAAAAGUACUGCAGUGUGUGUCUCCUUAUCUGUUAGCAAGUUAUCCUCAAUCUAGUUUCUUUCAAUGUGUAAGGGCAAAAAGUACUGCAGUGUGUGUCUCCCUAUCUGUUAGCAAGUUAUCCUCAAUCUAGUCUCUUCAGCACACAGCUACUUCCCUUGUAAGGGAAUUACUCUCUUCCCACCCCCUGAUGUCUAUUCAAAUCCCGCAUAUUCUCCUCACAUAUUUGGAUAACAAAAUGAGAGCAUUUUCUGACUUUGAUUCUCCAACAUGAUCUCAGACUUUGCUCUAAAUUGCACUUUAAAUCAUACUGACUUUUUAAUACAACCUGGCUUAUUCUCCCAUACUUCCCCUUCCUUCACUCUCCAGAACGACACCCCACCCUGUCAACCCUAAACAGCUCUUUAGACUAUGGCCUGUUUCCUCUGAGCUGAAAUCCUCUUUCAGGCUAUCAGAUAGGCUUUAGAAGCAGCCAGAUCUGGUGAGAAAUGAGGCCCCUGACCACACCAACCAUAGACUUGGCAUGUCAGGAGAGCACUAGGCACAGAUGUGAAAGGGAGGGAUUCCAGAGGAUGGGCAGAACAACUGAUGACAGCAAUACAAAAGAUGAGAAAGUGUGCUACUGAGGAACUUAGUAAAAUCAAUGAAAUCCUUGAAUUUUAUGUGAGCUAGCAAACGAGAGGUAAGUGGAGGCUUGGGAAAUUAGGAUGAUAUAUAUGAAAGAUUUAUCUAGAAAAACAAAUUAUAUAUAUAUAUAUAUAUAUAUAUAUAUAUAUAUGUAGAGAGAUGUAUAUAGAUGUGCAUAAAACCAGAUAUACUGAAUGUACAGAAAGGAAGUGUUCAGACAUCUUAGCAUGGAGGCAGAUAUCUUGCUCUGGUUUUGAGAUAGGACUCCCCAGAUUUCCAAAUUUAACAACCAGUAAUCAUAGUUUCAAUAUGAAAGUGAGAUACCUGACUAUGGGAAAGAGAGUGGUGGAAGCUUCCAUUCAGAAAUAAGAUUCAUCCAUUGAGGCUUCUGAUAAAGCCUGUGUUGCUGAUAAGACCAGGGAGACAGGAGAAAAAUGGAGACAUUCCAUCCAUAGAAAUCUAGGAGGAUUCCUACUUAUGUUGUUCUCCCAUCCCCAGAAGUGUCCUGUCACUGUAGCACUGUUUAAAACUACUAAAUAAAAGCAUCCUUCUGUUUCCUUCUCUUGGAGUACACGGAAUUUCCUCUUCUUCCACAAGGGUGGGGGCAACUGCAGCUCCAGUCCCUGGAGGCAAUGGCUAUUCAACUGAGAAGAUGGACACUUGAUGUGCAGAGGCACUAAAGAGGAGCCUAGACUCUAGAACCCAAAGGCCAGAAUGAAAGAAGUAUUGGGCCCAAGAUACUCCCAAGGCAGAGGCUCAGCCCUUUAUGUGACUGUAAGCAGCCCAAAGAGAAUGCUGUCUAUGCUAGAGGUGUCCUGAGUCCCAAUCCUGGCAAGUUAAAAGGUAUACUUUUAUGUCUUUUAGGCAUGGGGGCAUGGUGCUUUAACGUUGUUGCUUCUGUAUGAAAAUGAGUGGGGCUACCAGCUGCCCUAGAGGAUCAUGCAGUUUCAUGAGAAGCUUCUGAAAUUCCUACUCUGUGCUUCAUAUCACUAUUCCCUCAACCUCUGUCAGCUAAUAAGACCAUCCAGAGAUUUCCCUAUAAGGCCUUAGCAGAGAAAGGAAGCCAGUUUUACUAUUGCUACAAGCUAGAGCCACUGCUCUUUCCUCAAGGCUGCUACCCUGGUCCUUUACCCCUGCUAUUUAACCUAAAUUAUUUGUAAAACAACACUAUGUUUGCUGUAAAUUUAGCACAAGCCUUCAAGCUCAGUAAUGGCCAACUCUACUGAAGCAAAAGUAUCUAGGGAUAGUUUUCCCAUCCAUUGCAUUCAAGUAGGUCAAAUUUACCUAGGAAAAAGAUGUGUGAGACUUUUUUUGGUUUACUUUAUUUUUGUCUGUUCAGAAAAGCUACUAAAUAAAGUGCAUGAAUCUCUGUUCUUCACUUUAGCUUCUUUUAGAAAUCCAAACUCAAUCCUAUCAUUAAGGUCUGAACUCACAGGUUUACCUGGAAAGGAGGUUGAAUUUGGCUGUACUGGAAGAACUUCUUAUCAUGUGACCACCCUUUUUCCAUUCAAUGCUUUUAUCCAUUCCUUCUAUACCUUUCCUACACCUCCCCUCAUUAACUUUAGGAUCCUUUAUUGGACACCUUUCAAACUCAGUUUUUAAAGAACAAGUUUUUUUUUCUUUUCUUUAAGUUAAGACCCAGAAAUCUGAUAUUGGCUCAGCUUAAUCCAGGAAAGUCAAGUUGUCUUAGAUCCUGGGCACUGUGCCUUUUGCCAGUGAUCACAUGCCCAACUUCUGUUCCAUGUUACUAUGUAGAUAUUCCUUAUAUAUACUCAAGGCUCUAUAAGCCUAUUCAAUUACUAAUUGCUGGGCAUUUCUUCCCCCAAGCUGCAAAGAAAUGGAUUUCUCUUUUACUGUUAUCUAUCAUGACCCUGAAAAAGAUCUGGUUCAGUAUUUAGCCCUAAAUUCUCUCUGAGAGGAGGUGCAACAGAUCCCAUAGUCACUGACUCUUGUUCCUCCGAAAUGGGAGGACCGAAGAAUGAUGGAGAAAAAAUUGGGACUCUUAAUCAUCAUCAAUAAAUACUUAUCUACAUUUGGAAAACACUAGUUUAGUGAUGACUCAUAUGACAUGUAUCAUAUAUAAGAUAUAUGAAAUAUAGUCCCUUAAAGUUUGAAGAAACUUACAAACUUAUGAGGAAUAACAAGUAGCUAAAAUAACAAGUAGCACACACUAAGGGCCAGAUAUAUCAUUAACAAUAAGUUCCAAAGAUUGAGAUCGAUGUGGGAAACAUUUCACAGGGACAGGCACUAGGCAAGGAAUGGUAUCAGUGUAAGAUUCUGGUUAGAACACAUUUGACAUAAGAUUCAAGAAAAAAAAUUAGCAAAUAUGGAGUCCCUAUUAGGUGGAAGGUACCAUUUAAGUAACAACAAAAA